AUGGACCCCAACGGCAACCGCUUGCACCUCAACUUUGGCAAUAAUGACCGCCUUCCGGUAAACGACCGAGCCUACCCCACGACACCAUCGACGUUCCCCCAGCCCGUCUUCCCACCGCCUAACCCACAGCAGGCCCAAGGAGGCCUUCAACCACAACAGCAGGCCUAUGCUGGCGGUUAUGCUCCCCAGGGCUACUUUGCGCAGCCUGGUGCAGCCUAUCCUGCCGCCUAUCCUGCACAAGCCGUCAACAACGACUAUGCCCACGCCCAGAAUGGCUACUAUCAGGCGAGGUCCAAUACCCCUGGUACUAAUGACCCAAACACCGGUCUAGCCCACCAGUUCUCUCAUCAGAAUCUGGGUGGUGCCGCAAGAGUUGCUCCCCGGGGGCCUUCUCCCUCACAGCGUCCACGAACCGCUGGUAGCCACCCUGGCGGCUACACCAACUAUUCCAAUGCGAAUGCGCCGCCUCUGCCUUCUCAAACGGCGCCCAUCGGCAGCGAGUUCCAGGCCGCUCCCGAGAGGAACCCAGACCGUUAUGGCACCAACGCCAACAGUAAUCAGAAGAAAUGCUCACAGCUGGCUGCGGAUUUCUUCAAGGACAGUGUAAAGCGAGCCCGUGAGCGCAACCAAAGACAAAGCGAGCUGGAGCAAAAGCUUCAAGAUCCUUCACAGAGUGCCACUAGGAAAGAGCAGCUGUGGUCGACCGCGGGCCGCAAGGAGGGACAGUAUCUGCGUUUCCUGCGAACCAAAGACAAGCCCGAAAACUACAACACGGUUAAAAUCAUUGGCAAGGGUGCCUUUGGUGAGGUCAAGCUGGUGCAAAAGAAAGGAGAUGGCAAAGUUUAUGCCAUGAAGUCCUUAAUCAAGACGGAAAUGUUUAAAAAGGACCAGCUUGCUCAUGUGCGAUCUGAGCGUGAUAUUUUGGCCGAGUCUGACAGUCCCUGGGUCGUUAAGCUCUACACCACGUUCCAGGACGCAUACUUCCUAUACAUGCUCAUGGAGUUUCUGCCGGGUGGUGACUUGAUGACGAUGCUCAUCAAGUAUGAGAUUUUCUCUGAAGACAUUACUCGAUUCUACAUUGCCGAAAUUGUUCUUGCUAUUGAGGCGGUUCACAAGCUCGGUUUUAUUCACCGAGAUAUCAAGCCUGACAACAUACUGCUAGAUCGAGGCGGUCAUGUCAAGCUGACUGAUUUCGGUCUUUCCACAGGCUUCCACCGCCUACACGAUAACAACUACUACCAGCAGCUUUUGCAAGGGCGAUCCAACAGACCCCGUGACAGAAGCUCCGUUGCCAUCGAUCAGAUCAACCUCACCGUCAGCAACCGUUCUCAAAUCAACGACUGGCGACGGUCACGAAGACUUAUGGCCUACUCCACUGUUGGUACGCCUGAUUACAUCGCCCCCGAGAUUUUCACCGGCCAUGGAUACUCGUUUGAUUGUGACUGGUGGUCACUGGGGACUAUCAUGUUUGAGUGCUUGGUUGGAUGGCCUCCGUUCUGUGCCGAGGACAGUCACGAUACCUACCGCAAAAUUGUCAAUUGGAGACAGACUCUGUACUUUCCAGACGACAUCACACUAGGCGUAGAGGCUGAAAACUUGAUCCGAAGCAUGGUUUGCAACACUGAGAACCGUCUUGGACGGGGGGGAGCCCACGAAAUCAAGAACCAUGCCUUCUUCCGUGGUGUCGAAUUCGACAGUCUUCGUCGUAUCCGAGCUCCAUUCGAGCCUCGCCUGACAUCUAACAUUGACACCACUUACUUCCCUACCGACGAGAUUGACCAGACUGAUAAUGCUACCGUUCUAAAAGCCCAGGCAUUGCAGCAGGGCCGCCAGAUCGAAGAGUCGCCGGAGAUGAGCCUGCCGUUUAUUGGAUACACCUUCAAACGAUUCGAUAACAACUUUCGAUAG
This is a messenger RNA of Metarhizium acridum CQMa 102, 1908 nucleotides long. RefSeq names its product Serine/threonine-protein kinase. Gene Ontology annotation, molecular function: protein serine/threonine kinase activity; ATP binding. Gene Ontology annotation, biological process: peptidyl-serine phosphorylation; intracellular signal transduction. NCBI's taxonomy places the organism in Eukaryota, Fungi, Ascomycota, Sordariomycetes, Hypocreales, Clavicipitaceae. The record is from RefSeq and is a predicted model, not a curated record.